Molecule: messenger RNA, 2315 nt
Organism: Malurus melanocephalus (red-backed fairy wren)
Lineage: Eukaryota; Metazoa; Chordata; Aves; Passeriformes; Maluridae
Gene: CMKLR2
Product: chemerin chemokine-like receptor 2
Exons: 2
Coding region: 222-1268 (348 amino acids)
Biological process (GO): complement receptor mediated signaling pathway; positive regulation of cytosolic calcium ion concentration; phospholipase C-activating G protein-coupled receptor signaling pathway
Cellular component (GO): plasma membrane
Molecular function (GO): complement receptor activity; G protein-coupled receptor activity
Source: RefSeq, a predicted model, not a curated record
GUAGCCUCUUGACAGAACAGGCUGGGCUGACUCUUACUACAUAUUUUCUUAAUCAAGAGAUAUAAAAUUACACAACCUUUUUUUUCCUUCGUUGUCUAUCCAUCUACAAAUGAGAAGUCUAAUCCUGCUAAUGCGUGUGCACAUGCGUAGCUUCACURGUGUGACUAAUCCUUUCAAACUGAGUGAACUACUUUGUGGAGGAAAGAAAACAACUCUGCAGCAUGACAUUCGAAGAUUUUGAGAACUACUCUUAUUUCUACGAUCUGUCUGAGGAGGAUGAGUCACCCCAGUACUCCCUCAGCAUCGCCCAUAUUAUUUCCCUUUUCUUUUACAGUGUGGCAUUUCUGCUGGGAGUGCCAGGUAAUGCCAUUGUCAUCUGGUUUAUGGGCUUUAAGUGGGAUAAAUCYGUUUCCACACUCUGGUUUCUGAAUCUGGCCAUCGCAGAUUUCAUUUUUGUUCUCUUCCUGCCCCUCUACAUUACAUACGUGGCAAUGGGCUUCCACUGGCCUUUUGGGAAGUGGCUGUGCAAAAUGAACUCAUUCAUUGCACUGCUUAAUAUGUUUGCCAGUGUUUUCUUCCUGACAUUCAUCAGCCUUGACCGCUACAUCCGCCUCGUCCACCCGGUUUUUUCCUACAAAUAYAGGACUGUGAAGAACACCCUCGUUCUGAGCGGGAUCAUUUGGAUGUCAGCUGCAAUUAUUGGUGGCCCUGCCUUAUACUUCAGAGACACAGCUACAGUUCUCAACAAUGUCACCAUUUGCUACAACAACUUCCAYGUGCACGACAGAGAACUUAUUUUGCUGACACAUCACAUUCUCAUUUGGGUGAGGCUUGCGUUUGGUUACCUGUUUCCUUUAGUGACCAUGGUGAUUUGCUACUCGCUGCUGAUUGUCAAAGUGAAGAGGAGAACUGUAUUAACUUCUAGCAGGCUUUUCUGGACCAUCAUUGCUGUAGUUGUAGCUUUUUUUSUCUGCUGGACGCCRUAUCAUAUAUUCAGCAUUGUGGAGCUGUCAGCUCACCACGAUGAAAACUUGCAUGACUUGCUGCAGGAUGGCAUUCCCCUCUCCACUGGCCUUGGUUUCAUCAACAGUUGCCUCAAUCCCAUCCUCUAUGUUCUGAUAAGCAAGAAGUUCCAGGCACAGGUGAAGAGCACAGUCUCUGAGGUGCUGAAGCUGGCCCUGUGGGAGGUGAGCCGCUCAGGAACAGUCAGUGAGCAGCUCUGGAGUUCAGACAAUGCACCCGUGCACUACUGUGAAACUGCCCAGUGACUGCUCCUGUCACCAACUCUCUCCAUAAAAGCUGACAGCAGAUUUGGAGGCGUUCUUCACUUCACAUCUGCCAGUCAAAUGUGCAUCUUUGCAUAGACAGUUUUCUGUAAACAGCUGGCUUAAUUGCACUUGCUGCUUUAAUUGAAAGGUUUUGAGGGGACACAUGAUUUGGAUGUGUGUCCUUGCAACUCACAUACAGCCUGAACUGAAAGUUGUCAGCAUAAGUGGAAUUACUCUUACUGGGCUCUUGAUGAGGAAUGUUAUAAUCCUGUUGUUUUGCUGUGGUUCCAUAACUCAUUGAUAUCAAAAGAGCACAUAAUAAAAAUAUUCCUCCUUGCCAUUGCUGAUGCCACUCUUAAUUGAGGCAUUCUUAUCCAAGAGGUUGUGGCUGUGAUCAGUGGGUCAUGAGUGUCCUGAUUGCCUACUUCUGCCUCAAGGAGCAAUCCCCUGGCUACAUCCCACCUAAGUGAUGCUAUCAGCAGCUCCACUCUGCAGCUGGAGAAGAAUCCCAAAAGAAAGAACACUGAAUUGCCUCCUUCUAUUGUCAAAAAAGAAAAAUACGGAAAUAAAACCUGUCUUAUACUCAAAUACCUGUCUUAUACUCAAAACAAAGACAGGUCCCUUAUUCUUAUGUUUUUAGCACCAGCUGGGUGCAAAAUACAGAGCAGAUGUUUCAUAUAGGUAUUAGGCUCAUUUGAAAUGUGCAAAGAAUUAGUGAAAAUAUUUCUUACAGCUUCUGUGCCACACUUCUUUUUCUAUUUUUAGAAUUUUAGUCUUACAGAGGUUUACAACUAUUGAUUCCUCUUUAUUGCUCUUUCAAGCAAAGAGAAAUAAUACGACAUUUUGUUUGCCUUAAUGUCAAGCUUAAAAAAAUGGGUGGAGUGAAUUCCUCAGUAUUCUAACUCUGUAGCCAAAUUCAGACAUCUUUUCCAAAUAAGAGGCAAGACAGUUCAUCCAGGAAAUGAAGUCCACUCCCAUAAGAAAGAUGAAGUAGUCCCAGUUAUGCUGUCUUCUGUUCCAACCUGUUGCUUGUCAUAGAAUCACACU